GCCAGCCCAGCUCCACGAGGACUGAACAAGGUGCUGUCCCACUGCCACCAUGCCGGAAGUCGAGAGAAAACCCAAGAUCACUGCCUCCCGCAAACUCUUGCUGAAGAGCCUGAUGCUGGCCAAGGCCAAGGAAUGCUGGGAGCAGGAGCAUGAGGAGCGCGAGGCUGAGAAGGUGCGCUACCUGGCAGAGCGCAUCCCCACACUGCAGACGCGUGGCCUGUCCCUCAGUGCCCUGCAGGACCUGUGCCGGGAGCUGCAUGCCAAGGUAGAGGUGGUGGAUGAGGAGCGAUACGACAUUGAGGCCAAAUGUCUCCACAACACCAGGGAGAUUAAGGACCUGAAGCUGAAGGUGAUGGACCUCCGUGGGAAGUUCAAGCGCCCGCCCCUGCGUCGGGUCCGUGUCUCGGCUGAUGCCAUGCUCCGGGCCCUGCUGGGUUCCAAGCACAAGGUGUCCAUGGAUCUGCGGGCCAACCUCAAGUCUGUGAAGAAGGAAGACACAGAGAAGGAGCGGCCUGUGGAGGUGGGUGACUGGAGGAAGAAUGUGGAGGCCAUGUCUGGCAUGGAAGGCCGGAAGAAGAUGUUUGAUGCUGCCAAGUCUCCGACCUCACAAUAGAGGCCAGCUUGCUGUGCUGCGCUCUGAGCUCCUGCUUCAUGCUUCUUCUCCAACCCAGCUCACUCACUUCUCUGCCCGUGUCUGGAGCAUCCCUUCCCACCUCCCCCCUCACUUCUUCCCUCCAGCCUGCAUGCCCUCCUCUGGAACUGGGAUUAAAGAGAUAUCCAAGAGGCAGGACAAACGAGAGUGUCUGAAGACCUCACCCCAGCAGGGUGGGCUCCCACCCAUCCAUGAGGCACUUGGGGCUUCCCAGCUACCCUGUGGUGUAACAGGUGAAGGACGAGGAGGGAGUGAGAGCACCUUUCCUCUAGCCCUGUGCCACACCCCUUCUAUGUGUGUACAGUGUCCACAGCCAUCUUCAUUAAAAACCCAGUUUCC
Messenger RNA from Macaca mulatta (Rhesus monkey), 991 nucleotides. RefSeq names its product troponin I1, slow skeletal type (gene TNNI1). Gene Ontology annotation, cellular component: troponin complex. Gene Ontology annotation, biological process: skeletal muscle contraction; cardiac muscle contraction. NCBI's taxonomy places the organism in Eukaryota, Metazoa, Chordata, Mammalia, Primates, Cercopithecidae. The record is from RefSeq and is marked provisional.